Danaus plexippus (monarch butterfly) is the source of this 933-nucleotide messenger RNA. RefSeq lists its product as uncharacterized. The transcript has 5 exons. The coding region runs from base 174 to 791 and encodes 205 amino acids. Lineage: Eukaryota; Metazoa; Arthropoda; Insecta; Lepidoptera; Nymphalidae. The record is from RefSeq and is a predicted model, not a curated record.
CCGAGUACGUAAAUUAUGACAGAGUAUUCCCCUUGUGUUUCUGAUGAUUAAUAUUAGAUUUGGAUAUGUAAAUUUUGUUGACGUUUUCAAUUGUUAAAUUAUGUGUUAGAUAUCGAGUGGUUUGUAAAUGUGAAAUUAAACAGUUAAAUAAUGAGUGAAAUUAAACAGAAAAUAUGGGAAAAUGGAUUAAUGUUUUUGUUUGGUUUGCGUUAGCGUGUCAGUCCUUAGGAGAUGACUUGGAAGAAUUGACUCCAGAUUUUACAUUGGAGGACAGGUGGAUGUACCGGAACUCCAAGGGGUCGGAGAUCAGGGAGCCCUGUCUGGAGAUUCAUCCCUCCAGCAAGGAUAUUGUCAAGCGUUUUCACGCUAUAUUGACAUAUUUCGAUAAGGACCAUUCAAACAAAGAGUUCCUUCACAAGUUUCGAGCUCGUGUCUACGGGAUGUCAGAAGGUGACGAUCCCCUUGACAGAGAGGCAGCAUACUACGCAGCAGUCCUCACACCUCUUGUAUUCUUCCAGAACUAUAAAGAUACUUGGUGUUUAUUGCAACGGUUCUAUCGGGCGCUGCGUUUAUUCCAAAUUUCUCAUCCAACUGAGAAACGCUCCGGCCUCAAGUUGCUCCAGAACUUUAGGGCUGUGAAUCACAAGAUCCGCCUGUUCGUUUUCGAGUUGCCCGUUCCUUCGGUAGCUCGCUCUCAGUCCACGUCUUCCUUCCCCGAGCUGGAUGAGGAAGAUUUCAAUGAUAAAAAAGACAUCCGUCUCGUUAAGGAGCUGGUUAAAAAUCUUGGAUGAAUUCCUAUUUAACAUUAGAUAAUAUGACAAUACCUUUCUAAUGCUGUUAAAUAAAAUUAUAAAUACGUGAGAGUUAUAAAUAUAUGUUAAUUUUAUUAUUGUUCCGUGAAAACGUCGAUUGUCUGAAUGAAAUAAACACUUA